AUGUGCAGCAAGCCUGAUUCAUUGGAUAAUCUGGUAGGAUGCGAUAAUUGUUCGGCUUGGGCUCACUACGACUGUGCUGGAGUUUCCAGUUCUAUCGAGGCCACCGAUCGAUCAUGGAAAUGUAGUAAAUGCCAACCUCAAAACCCCGAUAAAACCAAGGGCACAUUGUCUCACGAGAAAGCGUCAUCCAAAGUCGGAUCGCGCAGUAGCCAACGAUCGAUCCGUGUUAAUACAGAAUUGUUAAGGCUAGAAGAAGAAAAGGCAAUGGCACUGAAAGCGUUAGAAGAAGAAGAGCAAUUCCAACAGGACCGGCGGAAAAAAUACCUGAAGAAGAAAAAGGAAAUAGCAACAGCGUAUCUCGAUCGGAAAUAUGAUGUUUUAUUGAGAGAGUCGGAAGGAAGUAGCAAAGGCGGAUCGAUCAGUGGUCAUAGUCGGGAAAAGGUAGAGAGCUGGUUGGGAAUAAACACAGCAGGACGGCGAACAGACCGGAUACCAGAAUGGGAAUUCCCUCCGAUAGUAGAAGCUUCAAAACCCCCCAUGCACGAUGAUCAAAACGUUUCGUCACAAAAUACGUACACAGCUAUAUGUAAUGACACACCUCGGGAUGCUCAACUACCAGCAUCAUCGACCUCUACGCCCCAAAGCAAUCAGCCUUUCAGCAAACAAACUGGUGUUUUAUCCCCCGGCAUUCUUGGUGGAUUGGCGACCCUGCAAAUCUCGCCCACAGAAGCCCAAAUUUAUUUAGCAUCCCGUUUGGUUCCGAGAGUGAGCGUACCGAACUCUUUCGCUUCUAAAUCUUCUGAAGUAACUACGGCUGAGUUUACAAGAAUAGGACCAACAGCCGUUCAAUAUUCCGGUCCAUCGUCAACCGUUACUACAGAAGCUUCUAAAGUAGGUCCACCAUCGAAGAGGAUUAUGGAUGAUAGGGCAAUUCUCUCGACAAUAAUAGAGGAGAGAAGCGGAUUGCAGAGUAACAACACUUCGAGUUUACUAAAUAUCUCGGCUCUGAAUGCUAUGCCGCAGGUUUCAGUACCUUCCGAAAUUAUAACACACAUUGGGAGUUCAGUACUAAAUAAUAAUCGGACGCCAUCGAAGUCGAUUCCUCAAGCUUGUAUACAUGUGCCAACGCCAUUAACUACGAUGACGACCGACUAUGUUACAGGCAACAAAGUUCCAGGAUUUAUGCCCAUGGGCCCACGACCAUUGGCUACCAAGGAGGUAGAAUAUCCGAGACUCGAGGUUCGUCAAGCGAAUGAAAAUACCUUAGGCUACCCCUACGUCACCUGUAUCCCCGUCAACCGCUCGUCACAUGCCAGCAGUCAAGUGUAUUCUUCCUUAUAUAAAUCAUCAUGUCCAAAUCCUAAUGAGGUGACCUGGAUGGUAGAUCCAAGAAACGCAGCUCCUAUUCCAAGUAGUUUUAUUAAUCCAGCUGGUCCUAAUAUUCCCUUUGACCUCAACUGCCAGGUCGAUGAGGUUGGCACGAAUACACAACAAUUGCACGAAUCUUUCGAAUGCCCUGUCCCAGUAGAAGUAGAAAAAAGGAACAAUCAAUCAAAAGGCUUUACUCCAAACCUUGCACAGAAAGAAGGAAUCUUCGAACCAUCUAAAGGACAGCUGGCGGCUCGACAGGUUAUGGCCAAGGACUUGCCGAAUUUCUCGGGCAACCCCCAGGAGUGGCCAUUGUUUUUUGUCACAUUUCGAAACACUACAGUAUCUUGUGGGUUUAAUGACGCCGAAAAUCUAGCCAGACUCCAGCGAUGUUUAACGGGAGAGGCUCGUGAAGCCGUCAGCAGCAGUUUACUAAGUCCGGAUUUGGUCCCAGAAAUUAUUGAAACCUUACACAUGCUGUAUGGUAAGCCAGAAAUUCUUUUACACUCAAUAAUUCAAAAACUUCGUGCCACCCCACCUCCAAAAGAAGAUAACCUCCGGUCCAUAAUUAACUUUGGAUUGGCAGUAAAAAACACAGUAAAUCAUAUGUCUGCAGCUUCGUUAGAUGACUAUUUAUCAGACCCAAUGCUGCUUCAGGAGAUGGUCCAAAAACUACCGACACAAAUGAUGAUUGAAUGGUCGCGGUUUAAAAGAAAAGUACCAGGCGCUAACCUCCGUACAUUCAGCACUUAUAUGUCAGAUUUAGUAUCGGUUUCUGCAGAUGUUGUUAUUCCAGAAGUAGGAAAACCUAACAAAAGUAAUCGACAGAAGCUCUACUAUCACCAUGAACAAGAGAUGGAAGGGGAAAAGCAAAAUAAGCCACAGGAUUAUAUUAAAAGGACAUGUGGCUAUUGCUCCGACACCGGACAUAGAAUAUAUCAAUGCGAACAAUUCAAAGCGUUAGACAUAGAUGGACGAUGGAAGGCGAUAAAAGAAAGACAACUUUGUCGCAUCUGUCUUGCGUUUCAUAAAAGAUGGCCUUGUCGUUCGAAUAAGGAUUGCGGUACCGACGGUUGUAGAUCCCGACAUCAUCAUCUAUUACAUGACCCAGCAAAAAUGUCAAAUCGGAAUACUGAAUCACAGGAACAAGUUGAACAUCACAACCAUCACUAUACCACUUCUUCCUCCUUGUUUCGGUACCUUCCUGUAGUGUUGGAAGGGAAUGAUAAACGGGUUGAAAUAUUCGCUUUCUUAGACGAUGGUUCCACCGCAACGUUUUUGGAGACUUCAGUAGCUAAAGAACUCGGAAUUCGCGGUCCAGAAGAUUCUUUAUCCAUAAGCUGGACCGGAAACAUUUCACGAGAGGAAAAGGGAUCUCAACGCAUAUCGUUAUCCAUAGGAGGAACGCAACUAAAAUCACGAUUCAUAUUGAAUAAUGUCAGAACCGUACAGCAACUCAAACUACCACGGCAGUCCUUCCAAUAUGAAGAAAUGAAAAGAACAUACCCACAUUUGAGAGGAUUACCGAUACAAAGUUACGUAGACGCUGUACCCAAGAUGAUAGUCGGUUUAGAACACGUCAAAAUUCUAGCACCGUUAAAAAUCCGCGAAGGUCGUGGCAGUGAUCCUGUAGCCUCUAAAACACGUUUGGGAUGGUGUGUGUAUGGGAAACAGGCAGCCGAAUUCAGCACAGUAGAACGGCUAAACGUGCAUAAGAUAAAUGAUAUUAGUAAUGAGGAAUUACACCGUCAAAUAGGACAAUUUUUUGAGAGCGAAGCUGUGAACACAUCCCGUACCCUGGAAUCCGAAUCCGACAAACGCGCAAUGCAAAUAUUGAAAAAAUCAACCAAGAGGAUAGGUGACCGGUUUGAAACGAGUUUGCUAUGGAGAUAUGAUUUUCCUUGUUUUCCCGAAAGCCAUUACAUGGCAAAGAAGAGAUUGUUGGGUCUAGAAAGACGCCUAUCUAAAGAUCCACAGUUGAAACAAAUCGUUCAAGAUCAAGUAAAUGAUUAUGUCCAGAAAGGAUACGCCCACAUUGCAACUGACGAUGAGUUAAAGUAUACAGAUCCUGAAAAAGUCUGGUACCUACCUCUUGGAGUUGUCAGAAACCCGAAAAAGCCUGAAAAGGUCCGUUUGAUCUGGGAUGCUUCAGCAAAGGUUAAUGGGGUCUGCUUCAAUGACAUGCUACUCAAAGGACCGGCUAUGUUGACAUCUUUACACACCAUCUUGUUACGUUUUAGACAGCGGAAUAUUGGAGUCUCGGGAGACAUCAAAGAGAUGUUUCACCAAGUGAGGAUCAGAGCGGCUGAUAAACAAUCUCAAAGAUUCCUGUUUCGUCACGACACAAACGAUAGUCCACAAGUUUACGUCAUGGACGUCGCAACCUUCGGGGCAACGUGCUCACCGUGCAUGGCGCAGUAUGUCAAAAAUCAUAACGCAGAAGAGCAUGCCUCACGGUACCCCGACGCCGUAAAAGCCAUCAUCGACUUACACUACGUCGACGACUACCUUGAAUCAUUAGACACACCAGAGGAAGCAGUUAGACGAGUGAAUGAGAUAAGGUACAUACAUCGCAAAGGCGGAUUCGAGAUCAGAAACUUUCUGUCCAACUCUUCCGACGUUCUUCGACAACUGGGUGUACAACAACAUUCAUCCGACAAAUCUCUGAACCUUGAACCUGGGGUGGAUAACACUGAAAAAACUGAGCGUGUGUUGGGGAUGCUUUGGAAGCCGACAGAAGACGUUUUUUCCUUCAACACGAUGGUUUACGACGAAAUUCAGAAUGAUGACUAUCAGCGUUCACCGACAAAACGUCAGGUUCUGAGAACCAUCAUGCGCCUCUUCGACCCGUUAGGUUUGGUAGCACAUUACAUAGUGCAUGGAAAAAUUCUCAUGCAAGAAAUAUGGAAAUUUGGAUCAAGUUGGGAUGAAGAAAUUCCAGUCGAACUGUUGGAUAAAUGGAACAGAUGGAGUCGAUUGCUAAAAAACCUGAACACAGUGCAAGUUCCCCGAUGCUUUUUCAGUGGUAUCAAUUCCGAUAGCCUUGAAGACCUACAACUACACGUAUUUGUAGACGCAAGUGAAGCAGCGUAUGCAGCCGUAGCAUACCUCCGAGCUAUAAUUGAUGGCGAAUAUUUCGUCUCGUUUGUAACAGCAAAAACUAAAGUAGCUCCAUUAAAACCUUUAUCCAUCCCUCGAUUAGAGCUCCAAGCCGGCGUUCUGGGAAGUCGAAUCGCUCAAUACAUCUGUUCUUCAUUGAAUUUAGCAAUAAAAAAACGAGUACUGUGGUCGGAUUCAAUGACGGUACUGGCAUGGCUUAGAUCGGAUAGCAGACGUUUUCACCAAUAUGUAGCAGUUCGAGUAGGCGAAAUCCUGACAUGUACAACCGUGGACGAAUGGCGCUAUGUACCAUCGAAACACAACGUAGCGGAUGAGGCAACAAAAUGGGGAAUAGGUCCUAGUUUCUCCUAUCAGAACCGGUGGUUCACUGGUCCAGAGUUCCUAAAACAACACGAAUCUGCUUGGCCAGCAUCCUCUAAUCCAACCAAUAAUACCGAAGAAGAACUUCGGGCGAUAUUUCUAUACCACGGCGUAGUACCGCAGUCUCUAUUCGAUCUUAUGGCGUUUUCGCAGUGGAGACCGUUACUUCGACGAGCAGCUUAUUUUAUGCGAGUAGUAAAUAGAUUCCACAAAAAGCAUCAAUCAGGACCUUUGACAUCGGAGGAAUUCAAAGCAGCAGAAAAUCUUCUUUGGCGCCAGGCGCAAAUUGAUGCGUAUCCAAACGAAUAUUCGGCCCUCGAGGAGAGUCGAGAAACCAACAGCCCAAUUGAAAUUGCAAAAACAAGCCCGCUUUACAAGCUCUCACCGUACCUGGACGAAUAUGGGGUAAUAAGGAUGAACAGCAGAAUUGGGGCGGCUCCCAUUACCCAAUUUGAAGCUAAGUAUCCAAUCAUUCUGCCACAACAACACCGUAUCACUAAACUUAUUAUCGACAGCUACCACCGACGUUACUUGCAUGGGAAUCAUGAGACGAUAGUCAACGAGAUGCGUCAAAAGUUUUACAUUAGUGGACUUCGAGCCCAGGUCAGAAAAGUAAGCGCUGAGUGUCAAACUUGCAUUAUUGAAAAAGCUAAACCCCGCCCUCCGAUGAUGGCUCCACUUCCACCGGCUCGCCUUACUCCAUUUGUCAAACCUUUCACCUUUGUUGGCGUGGAUUAUUUCGGGCCGAUUCUCGUGAAACAAGGUCGCAGCCUGGUGAAACGUUGGGUGGCACUGUUCACAUGUCUCACGGUCCGAGCAGUGCACCUCGAAAUAGCACACAGCUUGACGACGAGUUCAUGCAUCAUGGCCUUUCGUCGUUUUAUCGCGCGCAGAGGAUCGCCUGCAGAAAUUUUUUCUGACAAUGGCACUAAUUUCCAGGGAGCAAAAAAUAUUCUUAUGGACCAGUUACAACAAAUCCAUCAAGUCUGCGCAGUAACGUUUACAAACUCCAACACGCGAUGGAAUUUCAAUCCACCGGCCGCUCCUCACAUGGGUGGUUCGUGGGAACGCCUGGUCCGUUCAAUCAAACUGGCUAUGGAGGGAAUUUCGAAGCAUCCACGAAAUCCAUGUGACGAGGUAUUAGAAACAGUAGCGUUGGAAGCGGAGGCAAUAGUCAAUUCCAGGCCUCUCACGUAUAUACCUCUUGAGACAGAAAACUCUGAAGCGCUCACUCCCAACCAUUUUUUGUUGUAUGGCGAACGUGGCAUUACCCAACCGAUACGUUUAGUGGAACCAGAAGGAACAGUCCUCAGGGAUAGUUGGAAGCUGGCUCGCAAUUUGGUCGAUAUGUUCUGGAAUCGAUGGAUUCGGGAAUAUUUACCUACAAUUACCCGAAGGACAAAAUGGUUUACGCCGGUGAGACCUUUAAAGUCGGGAGACCUUGUACUUGUGGUAGAUGAGAACAAACGAAAUGGAUGGAUUCGAGGUCGUAUUUUGAGCGUCGUCAAAGCCGGUGAUGGACAGGUGCGGAAGGCGUAUGUGAAAACAAUUAACGGUGAAAGUCUUAAACCAGUGGUGAAGUUGGCGUUACUUGAUGUUAAGACUACAGAAGGCAUUUCAUCCGUCGGAAAUCCACGGGAGGGGGAAUGUUCGCGUGGCUCACCGUGUAUGGCUACCGUAAACGAUGUGUCAGAUUUAGGUGGAAUUUACGACGAUUUGGAAACCUACUCUAAGCAAAAGAAAGAGCUGUCCUAG
Molecule: messenger RNA, 6603 nt
Organism: Uranotaenia lowii
Lineage: Eukaryota; Metazoa; Arthropoda; Insecta; Diptera; Culicidae
Exons: 1
Coding region: 1-6603 (2200 amino acids)
Biological process (GO): DNA integration
Molecular function (GO): nucleic acid binding
Source: RefSeq, a predicted model, not a curated record